AUGGCACUAUACAAGCAGCGUCUCACUGCUCUGCUGCUCCUGCAGCUAAACCUGCUUGUGAGAGUUGGAACUGAGACAACGACUUCUAACAAUCAGAGCUGCCCUGCCUGUGCCGGGGUCCCAGGGACUCCUGGGCACAAUGGUCUUCCUGGCAUAGAUGGGAGAGAUGGGAAAGAUGGGAGGGAUGGAGCUGUUGGACCAAAAGGAGACAAAGGUGACCCAGGAAUUGGUGUGCAAGGACCUCCAGGUGAGCCAGGCCCUGCAGGUCCAAUAGGACCCAAAGGGGAAACAGGAGAGCCAGGUACAACAGGAACUGUUGUUAAUGAGAGUUUGAUCACAUCUCUUCAGUCAGAAGUCAUGAGCCUUAGAGCCAGGCUGUCCCUGAUCGAGAAAGCUGCAAAUUUCCGCACUUUCCGUAAAGUUGGACAGAAAUACUAUGUGACUGAUGGACUGAGUAUGAGUUUUGAUGAAGGUGUGAAGUUCUGUAGAGAUACUGGUGGAAAAAUGGUCUUACCUAGAAAUGAAGAGGAAAACCAAGCAUUAUCUCAAGUUAUGACCACCAUUGGUUCUUCUCAUGCAUUCAUUGGAGCAACAGACAGGCAACAUGAGGGGAGAUUUGUUGAUAUGGAAAACCAGCCAUUGACCUUCUUCAAAUGGGGUAGCAAUGAACCCGGCAAUAUUGACGGAAUAGAAGAUUGCGUUGUUGUUAUCCCUGCUGCAUCAUGGCAUGAUGUUAGUUGUGAUUCACCCCGUUUUGUUAUAUGUGAAUUAACCAUCUCUUAA
This is a messenger RNA of Chanos chanos (milkfish), 783 nucleotides long. Its product is annotated as mannose-binding protein-like. NCBI's taxonomy places the organism in Eukaryota, Metazoa, Chordata, Actinopteri, Gonorynchiformes, Chanidae. The transcript is spliced from 4 exons. Gene Ontology annotation, cellular component: multivesicular body. The coding region runs from base 1 to 783 and encodes 260 amino acids. The record is from RefSeq and is a predicted model, not a curated record.